UGCGAGGAGCCGGUUUGCUUCCGGGCGAAGAGAGCGGCAUGGAAGAUGAGCUCGCAAAGAGGAAAUGUGUCCCGCACACGAGCUCAACGGCACCAGAACGCUCAAGCCUUCCGGAAUGAUAAGUAUGAUACCAGCGCCCAACGCAAGAAAAUCAAUGCAAAACUCCAUGAAGGGCUCUGUCAACACUGUAAGGAGGUCCUGGAAUGGCGUGUGAAAUUUAAUAAGUAUAAGCCAUUAACACAGGCUAAAAAAUGCAUAAAAUGUCUGCAGAAGACAGUAAAAGAUUCGUACCAUAUUAUCUGCAAGUCAUGUGCCUGUGAACUAGAGCUGUGUGCUAAGUGUGGAAAGAGGGAAGACGUUGUGAUUCCAAUUCAGACAAAUCUGGAAAAUACUGAGGAGAAGCCUUCCCAAAACCAUCGAAGACAGAAGAACAGAAAGGAUGUAUUUGAGAAAGGUGAUGAAAAAAACUUAAGCGGCCUGGAGGAUGAGGAUGAAGAUCUGGAUUUACUCACAAAGCAGAUUAAAAACUUAAACUGAAACAAUGGGUGUCUAAACAAUUCUUCAAAAAUGAAACUAUUAGGCAUCAUUUCAUUUCUUCCUAAAUAAUUUAUUGGACAUUUUUGCACUUUGGGGCUUGUAGCAUCUGGAAACAGUUUUCACAAACCUUAUGAUUUCAUUUUCUUCAAGAAUCAAAUCUGCUUAAAAGUUCUGUUGGUAGUAUAACUUUUUUCUUUCAUUUAGUAAGUUAAAUGGCAGAAAGCAUGGUAUCCUAUAUCUGAUUUAACAUAUUCAUUGUUUCGAAUUCUUUCCCCUUGCUCCUGUGCUUUCUUUCAGUCACCCUAUUCCUUUUAUUUGUACUUCCCACUUCUUCAAUUUUUUUCCUUUUCUCAAUAAUUGUUGCUUCACCUUUUGUAUUUAUUUUGGCAUUUGCAAUACUCCCUCUGCCAAGCUAUCAUUUUUAAAGACAUAAGAACAUCACAAAAUCACUAUGGAUCAGAACCCCAUCAUACUAGAGGAGAAGCAGAACUGGUUCAUCUCUUCAGCUGAAGGAAAAAUGGCUUUUGCCAUCUUCAGUGGCCACCCAUACUAUUUUUUUCUCCUAGUGAGUUGUUAUAAGAAUUAUAAUUCUAACAUUGGAGAGGCUUCAGCUUGCGUCUUUCUCUGUCCGCUUUUCUUCUUGUAUGUUUUGCCUUUAAAUCGUUUCUGCCUCAGCCUUACAUUAUCACCACUGAUCUUUGUAAAGUGUUUUGAGAGCAUUUUUGUAAAAAAAAAAUAAAACCACCCCCUCCCCCCCGAAACAGAAUAAAAUGCUUAACAAACA
Messenger RNA from Python bivittatus (Burmese python), 1321 nucleotides. It is a transcript of the gene CUNH9orf85, whose product is annotated as chromosome unknown C9orf85 homolog. Lineage: Eukaryota; Metazoa; Chordata; Lepidosauria; Squamata; Pythonidae. The record is from RefSeq and is a predicted model, not a curated record.